AUGAAUCCACCAUUAAGCUUUGUCCUUUUUACAGCCCUUGAUGGAACAUGGAAACGAAUUCGUACAAUUGUUACACCCACUUUCACAGCUGCAAAACUCAGGGAAAUUAACCCUAUUGUGGUGGAUUGUUUGGAGGUGUUGCAGAAGAAAAUGCAAGUCUAUUCUGAAACUGGAGAAGAUGUGAAUAUCACCAGACUAUUCGCUCUCUUUGCUCUUGAUGUCAUCAUGAAAGCAGCCUUUGGAUACGAUAUUGAUGUACAAAACCAACCAAACGACGAAUUUCUGUCCAUGACCCGAAAAAAUAUCAGAGUUCCUUUAUGGAAAAGAGCAUUUUCGGCGUUCCCAUUCUCCGACCAGCUUUGCGACAUUUUCAACAUUCAAAUCUUUUCGAAUGCCGAUUAUUUUUUGGACAUUGCCCACACGAUGAUUGUCAAAAGAAAAGAUCAAGCUGGACCCGCCCACGCCAGACGUGAUGUUCUUCAACUGAUGCUGGAAGCACACGACAAUGAAGUGGAUGGCAAACCAAAACUCAGUGAUGACGAAAUUGCAGCACAAUGCUUCGUGUUUCUUAUCGCAGGAUUCGAAACCACUUCAACAACAUUGACAAGCGCUGCGUAUUUGCUGGCAAAACAUCCUGACAUCCAAGAAACGUUUCAACAAGAACUCGACAAAGCCACAGACGAAAACAAAGAUUCUUCGCCGUAUGACCUGGUACACCACAUCGAGUACCUGGACAAAGUCGUCUGCGAAGUGCUGCGCCUGUACGGCCCUGGAUUUAACCUUAUCCGAGUUUGCAAUGAAGAUGUAGUAAUCAAAGUUGACCUCGAGCACAAAGCGACUGUGAUCAUGCUGCCAAAGAAUGACGUCAUACUGAAGAUUCGUAAACGCUGA
This is a messenger RNA of Exaiptasia diaphana, 891 nucleotides long. Its product is annotated as cytochrome P450 3A2. Bases 1 to 891 code for a protein of 296 amino acids. The record is from RefSeq and is a predicted model, not a curated record. Lineage: Eukaryota; Metazoa; Cnidaria; Anthozoa; Actiniaria; Aiptasiidae. The transcript has 3 exons. Gene Ontology annotation, molecular function: oxidoreductase activity, acting on paired donors, with incorporation or reduction of molecular oxygen; monooxygenase activity; iron ion binding.